Messenger RNA from Paramuricea clavata, 8434 nucleotides. NCBI's taxonomy places the organism in Eukaryota, Metazoa, Cnidaria, Anthozoa, Malacalcyonacea, Plexauridae. The record is from the annotation of a GenBank genome assembly.
CGACAGCUCAAUUCUCCCAAAGCAACAGCGAAUUAUAGCUUCAUUGUAUCAGAGCAAUGGCUUUAUUGUAGCAUAGCAAUGGUGUCAGAAAAUGGCUUCAUUUUAGCAGAACAUGCUUGAUGAUUGUGUCAGACCACUGCCUUGAUUAUGUCAGAACAAUAACAGUGCAUUGAUGUGAAGAUUUGGUUUUGUUUUCAGCAACUUCAAAAACUUGAGUCUGCACGUCAGAGCGAUGAACAGUUCUACCAACGGUUUAUUGGUCGUCUUAUGUUCUACUCCAUCAUCCUGUACAUUAUAUCAGCGCUGGUUAUGUACUUUUACUAUUUUCCUAAGUAUUGGAAAGACAGGCUUACAAGGACUCUACCAUUAUUGAUUUUUCCAUUGAUGUAAGUAUAUAUUUUUAUUAUUCGAAAGCCCUGCACAGUUGUUUUGAUGUAGAGGACCCAAGAACACGGAGAUCUAUAUGUUUAAAUUGCAACUCUUGUCGAAGUUUGACCAAUGUUAUCAACUGUUGUUUUUAGAUAUCUGCAUGUAACCUAUAUGUUAAAGGGCCGGCAGUAAUUGGUUUUAACUGUUGUGGUGUCCCCACCAUUCGUCACUUGUAUAAUAUUGUAUUUGUAUUGUAUGCAUGUCAUUCGUGUAAUUUUACCUGGCCAAGUUGAAUAAAUAAAUAAAUAAAAAAGUGUGUCUGUUAAUUGACUGUUUAUUUAUUUAUUUAUUUACUUUGCCAUCAUACUUAUACAUUCAUUGGCUGGGAAACCACAACAGCUAUUGCCAAUUACAGCGGCCCCAAUAGUUAUACAGAAACAAUUUACAAGGUAUACGAAACACACACAACAGACAAUACUUGAACAACAGUCAUUACAUUUGUCUAAAAGCAGCAUGUCAAUGGAGAGUUCAUUAAACUUCGAGCGGAAUUACAUUUUAUACACACACUUUUCCAUGUUCGGGGAUCCUCAACAUCGUAUGUAUUUUCCAAUGCUAAAAUAUAGUACUUAAAAAGAAGAUUCUUGAAUUCUGAAAAUGUUAGGUCUUUGGAUGUAAUAUAAUUGGGUAGUGUGUUCCAUAUUCUUGAUGUUCGGAUUUUGUAAGAUUUUUCAUAGGUUGACGUCUUGUAUGUCGGAAUUUUAUAUUUGUUCGAGUUGGGAUUAAAUGAUCUUGUCUGUCUUUGACCCUGAGGUUGAGGAAAUGGAAGAAUUUUUUUAUCAAUAUUAAAAAUGUCGUGAUUUGCCUUAUAGAAGAAUACUACAUCCAGGUAUUCGUGCCAGUAGCUGAGAGGGAGCAAACUGGUUGCAAGGAGUCGGUCUCUAUAUUCUGUAUCACAAAUAAAGGGAACAUUUAAAAUAUAUUUAGUUGCACGCCUCUGAACUCGUUGCAUUACUGUAAAUGUCCAAAGUGAAAACUCCCCUGAGGAUAUACACUAACUUGAACCCUUAGACUAAUAAAUCAGGGCCAGUUUGUUAAAUGUGACUCCAGGGGGGUGUACUGUAGUUGGGAAUACCUCCUUUUCGGCCUUGAUAAAAUACUGUAAGAUUUUCCCUUAUGUGGCAUUAAAGUGUAAUUGUGGUCGGUACAGUACAUACACAGUACUGUAAAUAAUGGAUACGAUGCUGGAAUGUAUAUCAGUGUGUCAUAGAUCAGUUGUUUGUGUUCAUCGUUCCUUCCUCGCCUCCCCUCUCAAAGAAGACAAUUUACUGCCUCGGCUCACAAGCUCGCAUUUCCCAUAUUUACACAAGAAGAGUUUUAACAACGGCAUGCAAUAUUUUUACACCAUUGAAUUUGUAUGUUUUUAGAAUUUAUGGCGUAAGAAGAAUGCUGAUGUACGUUUUCAGCACAAGGAAAAAGAAAAAUGGUUUGUUUAAUUAUAUAAAUUGCAUACACUGUAUUAAUCUAUUCAACUUGAUUCACUUGAUUAUGAUCUAUGAAAAUGCCAAUAACCCUUAAUUUUUCCAACCUUGAUAAUUAUGUAUUACUGUAGGUGUGGGAAUACUGUACGAAUAGUUAUGAUAAUACUCGUUGCAGUGCUUUUAAUUCCGCAAUCCCUCGUUUUUAGCCUGCAAAUUUCAAUCAUUACUAGCCUUGCCCUUGGUUCAAUAAUGUUAUUUUAGUCCUGACCACAUCAGUUGGGAAGCAUGUUUCUGCAGUUUGAUCAUCAUGUUCAUUAUUGUCGUCGUUAGUGUGGCUAAAUAUUACAUGAUCGAUCAAAAUAUUCUGUUCUACUUAUGGGCGCAAUAGCUUAAUUGAGAUAAUAUACAUGUACAGGUAGUAUAUAUUGUUUGAAGUUGAUCGAAUAUUACGAAGGAACUCCGUUACAGGGUGCGAUAAUUCAAUAUUUUUAGUCGCACUUGACUGCAUGGUAUUUUUAAUGCAUGAUUAUUGCCGCGUACGUCUUAAACUCGAGGCUUACUUAGUCUUUAAAAGUAGUUUAGUCAUGUAUACAGUUCCUGCAAGGUAUUCAUAGCAAGAGUUGCGCGUACCUAUACGUGGUACGUAAUUGAAAAAACUGAAGUACCAGACCGUUAUACUGGCGUACCUCUUGUACGUACAUAUAUUAAGCAUGCGCAGUUCAGCCUUUUGAAUGAUGGUUUUUAAGGAGCAUUACAAGCCUUUUAAUUGAAAAAACUAACUAGGAAAAUCAAUUAAGCAUAAUUCAAGAUCAGUGAUUUCAAUGUUUUUUACCAUUUUUAAACAUUUCUAAUGUUAAAAACAUUGAGUUCACUGAUUUUGAAUUAUGCUUAAUUGAUUUUCCUAGUUAGUUUUUUCAAUUAAAAGGCUGGUAAUGCGCCUUAAAAACCAUCAUUCAAAAGGCUGAACUGUGCCUUUAAGCAUGCAAAUUAUCGAACCCUGCGUUGUUGUCAUCAUAAAGGCCGGUUAACACGGUUUAAGGUCCACACAGACCGGACGCGAUUCGACAACGCGAUUUUUCGAUUUUCACUGACCGAUAACUUUGAUCCUAGUUUAAAUUUUCCAAAUAUUUAGAAGCGCUAUAACAUUUUGAGUUAUUUGGUCUACAUAUCUUUCAAAAUUUGCUCUCAUCGGCUGUUUUAUUAACUUUCAAAAACUAAAAAAUCGCGUCGCGUUGUCGAAUCGCGUCCGGUGUGUCUGCACCUUUACACUUGCAAUUUUUGCUGCGAUUUCUAGGCGAUAUUCUUCUUCUGAUGCGUGUGAAUGAGUAGAUGAAUUAUGAAUGUUCUGUAUACUAUCCAUGAGAAGAAGAAAAUCGCACGUAAAAUCGCAGCAAAAAUUACAAGUGUAAACGGGCCUUAAAGGGGCCCUACAGCCAUUUUUUAGUCAAAAGGCCACCUUAAGUAGGGGACUCCACGGAGAUUCGUUUGGCUGUAUUUUACAUGCAGUAUCCAUGAGUAUGACUACUUCUCUGUAUCUUACAUGCAGUAUCCAUGAGUAUGACUACUUCUGCACACCGGAAGACGCAUGCAUGCCGUGAUGCGCAUGUGAAGUAGCGACAAUAACAAAAAAAUGUAAACAAUACUUAAGGUGACUUUUCGACUAAAAAAUGACUGUAGGGCCCCUUUAAGACUUUUGCCGUAUUUCCUUAUAGCUCUUAAGCUUGAAGAACUUAGAUCCAAAAAGCAGAAAGUGGUAAGUAUAUAAUUAUAAUGUGGAUGUAUAGAUCUUGAAACAAUGAAAAGUGAAGCAAGAGUGGGCCGCAUAGCAGACCAGCAUACUGCUUCCUAGUAUAGCUGUUAACAGGGCUCAAAAUAACGGGAGAUAGGUAUCCGGUCAAAAUAACACAGGUCAAAAUGACCAGUGAACUUGAUAUUAGCUCAGUCAAAAUCUCAUUUAUAUACGCUUGACUUGCGAAGCUAUGAACAUAAUAGAUACUAUUAUAAAUGCUAUAUGAUGCUUAGGGCCAGUUUUUUAUCAUUAAGCUCAUCAGGCGGGAAGGAACGUUUUCAUCCCGCCAAGCCGGAAAACUUGCCUAUACUGUAGGUCUGAGGGACAAAAACAUUGCCGGGAUGAAGCCAGUUGAGUGCUUAACGUCAUGUCCUUUUUGCACAAAAAGAAUUUACGCUUGCUCAGAUCAAAAGCCAAUUGCGUUUCGCCUAUGGCUGGGAUAGAGUGUUUCGGCCUAUGCGGGAUCCCGGCAACAGAUGGCAUCAUGGCAGGGUCGCGCCUAGGGCGGGAUGGGAGCAGAUCAUAUGAAUACUUAUAGUAGAGUUUAUUAUGAGCGAGAUAUCGGUAACUCUCCCGUCCCACUGGGCCAGGAUCAUUGUUGCCAUAUCCCUAUAGCACUUUUACUGGUAUUAUAUAUGUACAUGCAGUAAUAUGCUGAAGCUUAAUAUAUCGUAAAUCAACAGGCUCUUCAUCCUUUCACAAAAUGUUACUACGUAACGACUGCCGUUGAGCUGAAGUACAUGUUAGAGCUUUUUGAGCAAAUGUCAGAUACAUUUAAAUAAAAAAUCCAUGCAUGUUCUUUAGAUUGAAAAUGUAAAAGAAAAAGAAACGUACAAGAAAGCGAAAGAAAUACUGGAGAAAUUUGACCCUAAUAACAGUCUUGUAAAGGUAUGUUAUACUGUAUAGAUUCAUUUUGUGUCAAAUAUGAAGGUGAAUAGUACGGAUCGAAAACAACUAAUGACAUGUAAUUUCUCUUAGAAUGAUGCAAAGCAAGAUGCGACGAAUGGAAAGUUGCCUCCGGCAACCCCGGGAUCUGGUUAGAAUUUUUUAGUAAAUAUAAAAAGAAAAAAAAUUGAUACUGCAUGUGUUUUGUGUUCGCCACCCCUGGGGCUCUCUCUCUUUAUGGGUUGUGCAUUUUCCAAAACCCAGGCGGAAAUCAAGGAUGAGCGUGCACGUUUGGACCGAGAAAAUAUCUUGCAUAUGAGGUUAAUGACGUGCUUGUAUAUCAAAGAAGGUUGGGGGCUUAUAAAAUAUGAACUGCUAUAGAGUUAUGUCUAACUUUUUCGAUGUCUGCAUUCAGUCCCAUACAUCAUUAUUAUUUAACAGGUUUCCGCCUACCAGGACUGACACAACACACUAUGCCUAUGCUAAAUUUACUUAUAAACUUGGAAAGAUAAAAUUACAUAUUACACUAGUGGGUACACGUAUCUGGUUGCAAAUCAUAACGAGCGUUGGCAUUACAAUUUCUUACAAUUUUCGAUGUUUCAUUAUCGUGUUAGUGUUAUUUUUGGACAAUACAUUGCACGCGCUUUUGGAUCGGAAAUUAAUAGUAUACCUUUCCUUGAUAGAAGUUCGACAAAGAAAUGCUACUUGGAUAAUGUCAACGCCCAAUGCGUCAUUUUCCCAACAACCACCGCCAUUUUCUGCAACACCCAAAUUACAAAUGAAGUCACCACUGCGUGGAAUGAGUCCUGCCAUGCAAAAACAGUUCUUUAUUAAUAAUAUGCCCCCUGGUAAGUCCUAGGGUCGGUUGUACCAACACCGGAUAGCGCUUUCCACCAGAUAGUGGUUUUCCAAUUAAAGCUGUGAAACUACGGAUGUAGAACAAUGUAGGACCCAGAUAUAAAUAGACUUUAAUUUAUCAAUACUAAACUUUAAUCUAUAGGUUAUACCAUAGUCUGUCAAAUUUGAUGAUCUGGAAGCCCGGUAAACUUCAAAACCACGAAACAGAAGACUUUUGUUUCAUAUUGAACUAUAUCUCGCCGUGCACAAAUCCUUGCUCCAACUAAAUUCAGUGUGAUUGUACGUUUCACCUCAGCUAUCCCUAUUGGACAAUUACUUAAUUGUUUGAAAAGAACAAUGUGCUCAAUCAUCGUGACCGUACACAAACUAACAUAAACUCACAAAACUGUCAAAACAUUCAUUGUUGAUAGACUAUGGUUAUACUAUUGCUUGAAAAAUUCACUACCUGGUGGAUAGCGCUAUCCAGCCUUGGUGCAAUCGGCCCCUGAAAUAUAAGAACUACCGUAAACCUACAUAGCUCAUUAGAAUCGAGGCAGUUCCUAUUUCAAUAAUACCCGUUAUUCAUCUAUUGAAUAAGUGGCCCGGCACUUAUUUAUUUCAGGCACAUUUGACUUGGGAACUUGUUGAUUUUACCGAAACGCGAGACGCUUAAGGCUCGGUGAACUGUAACAUGAAAGCCGUUCAGUAAAUUUAAUCAGUACACAUCUGUUUCUUUGUUGUAAAAGAGAAGGAAAAGAGAGCUUAUAGUAGGAAAAUGACAUAAUCAAUUCUUCCUCCCGUUUUGUGUUUACAGAUUGAAUGCAACUUUUUACCUUCCACAUAUUUUAUGUUUGUAGGAACUCCUCCUGGUCCGCCAAAGCCGAUACCAGUUUUACCGAAAGAACGUACAAUGGCUGACAAGGUAUUGCAAAACGCUACUAUGGCUCGGAUCUGUCCCGAUGCGGUUUAAAUUUUUCAAAAUUACAAGAUUCCCCGGAAGUGCAUGUUAUUUGAUAACAAUUGAUCAUAUCUUGUCAUAUCUGAAAACUAUUAUUUUAAAGAGCUUCUAUUUAGCCGUAUUAUAUAAUAUGUGAUAUUACCCUUCUCUUUCUUCCACCAAUUUUUAUACUAUUCAACACGAGUUCAGCAUUGUGCGACUAAAGCAAUCCUUAUAACCUGCCUUUCCAGUCUGAUUUAAGUUACAAGCAACGUUUAGAUCUCUUCUAUUUAUACCUACUGCAUGGCACAAAUUCCUUGACCAGGUCUUUUUUUCAAAAUUAUUCACAAACCUUGUUAAUAGGGUGAGGCGGUUAAUCGAUAAACCGAAAAAAAAACGUUUUUUUAAAACCGAAUCAACCGAUGUUCUAGGAAAAAACGGGAAAAAAUUGAAAAAAAAACUGUUUGUAACUCAGUAAUGUUGAAACAAAAUGGCACCUUGUCAAAAUCACGGCGCUACUUCUGACGAAAUUUCCAAUUUUCAAACGUUAAAAACGUACUGUACUAUUAAUGCAAUUGUUUUUAAAACUAGUCUUGAACGUAUUGCGUGAAGUUUAAUCUAACUGUAGUAUAUUUUGACGUACGUUAUAAAACAUUUUUUCGGGUUUUUUCCGACGGUUUUCGUUUUUUUAUCCUGAACCGCAUCACCGUACUUGUCAAGAUUUAUCCUGACAGAUCAACCGGUACCACUUCCUAUCCUAACCUACUGCUGUACUCUACUUCUAUCCUAAAAGAUGUACAACUCUGACGUUAUCCGAUGAUCCGAGAACAUGGAAAACGGUGUAUCUGAAAUGUAAUUUUGAAUCAGCACGUAUACUUAUAGGGAGACUAUAUCAAUUAUAUCUUGUUGCAACUAAAAUAUUUUUCGCCCAUCAGGAGCACGCUCUCCAUCGUAAAUCUUGACUACAUGCACAAGGAUUAUGACAAUUAAGUCUUUCUGACUAAGUACGGCAAACGGUUAAAAGGUUUAAGGUUUAGAGUUUCGAAGGACAACCUUUUUUAAAUUAGCUAUAUUCAGUGUGGCAAAACAAAAUCAGGGUAUAGAUAAGAAUUCGUUUGACAUGUAUUUUAUCACUGUUUGAUAAAAAUUCAUUUGAGAUGCAUUUUAAGCCUUGCUAUUGUAUUAGUUUGUAGACUACCUCGUUGGUGAUGGACCCAGUAACCGUUAUGCUUUAAUAUGCAAAGCCUGUCACUCACACAAUGGCAUGGCGCUGAAAGAAGACUUCGAAUACACCAGUAAGAUAUAUCAUUCAUUUUGUGAAUUAAGAGGCAGCAUGUUACCUACGAGUCCGCCUAUAAAGUACCAAACAUUUGUGCGCUGUUUGUACUCACCAUCUUUCUUACGAUAAAGUGGAUACAGAGUUUGAACCCCCUUCCGGUUUACUGAAAAGGGGUGGGCUGGUUUAAAAAUGGGGGAAUGAAUAAAAAACUGUUAUGAUUACAAGGAACCAAGACACGUGUCGUACAAUUUGCGUCUAAUUUCUCGUUCAUUAUGUUAGCUACUGUAAUUGUAGUUAGCGCAAAACAUCCUGACCGACAACUUGCAUGACGCAAGCCAAGAUUCACAAGAAAAAAUAGUUCGUACAAAAGACUGCACGAGUGAACUAUGGGGGAACUCAAACAUUGUCAGGAAUAGUGUACUUGCUACUGUAGCUCUCUCGUGAAGCAAUAAUAUUAAUAAUAAUAUGUUUAUCUGAUGUCGUUUACACGGGUGUGGUUCCCCAACUCCCCCGAGCCGCUACAAGUACAAGACACAGUACAGUACAGUACAGUAUAUAUGCAGUAUAUAUGGAGAGAAGCAGUGACAUGCACAUCUACUUACACGAGUUAUCCCUAAAAUUGCAUGCUAACUGAAUGUCGAGAGCCUAUUCCAGUGAUUUUCUUACCUAUAAUCUAUAUAGCUUUCCGAUGCUGCUAUUGUUACCAACUGAAUGAAGCGAAAAAACAGCGUCCUUCAGCUCCACCACUCGAGGGAUUGUCCACUCCGACACCAAGACAUUCUACCAAUGAUACCGUCAGUAAUGAAGAAACAUGUGGAGAGUCUGGAAAUAUCGAAAAAACGAUGGAAGGUAAGAAUUAA